Cydia splendana is the source of this 3464-nucleotide messenger RNA. Its product is annotated as armadillo repeat-containing protein 3-like. The transcript has 19 exons. The record is from RefSeq and is a predicted model, not a curated record. NCBI's taxonomy places the organism in Eukaryota, Metazoa, Arthropoda, Insecta, Lepidoptera, Tortricidae. Gene Ontology annotation, molecular function: protein binding. Bases 30 to 2633 code for a protein of 867 amino acids.
UUUAUUAAGGGCUGAAGUUUGCAAAAAUAAUGGCAAAGCCUUUGCAAAAGGAAAGAGAUAAUCGGUCGGCCGAGAAGAAAGACCUAACUUUCCAUGCGUAUACAAUAACAUCGGAGAGCGCUCAUACUUCGAUACUGCUUUUGGAGUCUACUGAACCGGAGAUACUAUGUCAGACACUUCGAGCAAUUACAAAGUUCUCCGCUCAAGAUAUUCAGAACCGCUACGUGCUAUUCAAUCUGAACGUGAUCCACUACAUCUUACCACACAUAGAACACCGUGAGCUAAAUAUUCGCAGGUUCGCGCUAAAAGCUCUAGCGCAGCUCUGCCAACUGCCGCGCGGUCCAGAGCAAGUGCUGGUAGACCCGCAGAACUUGAGGAAGAUCGCAUACAUAUUGGUGAAGAUUGAAGAUGUAUUCGUCCUAGAAUUUGCAUCACUAGUUCUAUCAGAGCUGACCAGAGAACCGCUCGGUUGCGAGCAACUGGUGUCUGCCAAUAUUCUGAGCAGCCUUUUCUCGAGGAUGAAGAACAGUCUUGACCCUGAUGUGCAGAAGAAUUGCCUGCAGACCCUCAGUCACCUACUAGACGACCCGGUCUGUGCUUCAGAAGUAACCAAGAACCACCUAUUCAGUUGGCCCUCAAUCCUAGCACUGAUGCAAAGCAAAUACCUGGCCAUACAACAUGCAGCACUUAGGACGGUGGAUCAGCUGAUAUGUCGGUACAAUGAUGCGGUAGUGCAGAAGACUUUUAGAUGUUCCACGGGGGUGUUGGAUCUUUGUGAUAUUUUAGAGUCGUACGAGUUCCACGACGUUCACACGGUGGUGUUAAACGUUCUCAAGAACUACGUCGAAACCGAAGAGAACGCGUCUCAUGUAUACCAGUCCGGAUGUGUUCUGCGGCUGCUGUCAUACUUGGAGACGGCGCCGCCGGCGAUGAAGCAGUACUGCUUGGCUGUGCUCACUAAGAUAUCCUUCUCUUCUAGCGGCAGAGACGCUCUAUACGAGACGGGAACAGACCUGAUCUUCUGCCAGCAACUCCUCGGAUCCAACGUGGCUCUGCUGGCUGAUGCAGCGAUGGGUGUCGCCAACAUGACCAAGCUGCUGCCCUCUGCAGUGCGCAUGUCCGACACCAACAUUAUCGAGGCCCUUUGUGCGAUACUAAGCGACGACGCAGCGGCGUGGUUCUACACCAGAAUAAACACGCUACAGGCUCUGGCCGCCCUCUGUCUGAAGAUCCCGAAGGCGGCAAACAGUCUCGUGGAGCCGAAGAUGUUUGCAGCUCUGAGGAAUAUUAACAAAAAGUUUAAAGACAACCCAAUAGAAGCACAGCGUCUGGUCGUGCAGUGCUACAUGAAUCUCCAGACUUAUAACGUCGGCAUUAAAGCCAUGCUCAAUGUCGACUUCGUUCAAGAGAUGGUUAACAUCUUGCAGCGCAUUGAUAUCAGUUUGAAGAAGAAUGCUUGCAAUGUGCUAACUGGUCUCAUGGCCGAGCCAGUCGCAAAGGACUUGUUCACCCGCUGCACGGGCGAGGAGAUGGUGUCAACGAAUCUGCACAUCAAACACGUCGGGUUUAACACGGCGUUGUGCAUUCUCAUCACGGCCAGCGUGACGGAUGUAGGAGCGGAUGUGUAUCUACGCCUUGGUGCUGUGCAUUUUAUGGUUGAAAACCGUUUAGCAAGAUACGUGGUGGGCGCCUGGGAGCCCACCCUGGAGGCGAUCUUCCGGCACCAUCCCUCAGCUAAGCUGGCCUAUACUGGACGGCUGGAUAUAAACGACUAUACCCGGGAAGGCUUCUACGUUCAAAAGCGGCUGUCCUCUCCGUUCCCCACCAUCCAGGAGUUGAUGGACAAACCCCCGCCCCACGAGGACGCCGUGUUCAUAUCCCUGUUCCAACCCCCAGUCUCCGAACCCGGGGUCGCUUCUGGCAUCGAUUUCGGACAAAAUCAGUCCCGUAGUAAAUCGUCACUUACUACGUCCCCCUCGAUGAGAAUGUGGCUGCCGCUCCCCGAUGAUAUCAACUUACGAGGAUACGUGCUCCAGCAUCGAUUCUGGUUUGGCGAUCCAACAAAAUCUCUACGAUGUAUCGACAUAGAAGACGCACAAGAAGUGAGAUAUCGAGAAAAAUGCGAAAAUGUUUCCACGUCGCUAAAGGAAAGAGCGCAGUUGCUAGCCGAAUUUGUGGUGGAGCAGAUGUGUGGAACAACCCAAGAGAAGGACUGUACCAUGCCCUCCGUGGCCUUACACUUGUCGGACUUAAUGAAUGACCUGGAUUCUUGUGUGAUAGGUCUGGGAUGGGUCCGCUGUGGUGGCGCGUUGGAGAGAGCACUUUUAUACAAGGUGUUGGCUGACCGCGUCGGCUUGCCGUGUGCGCUACACAGGCGAAGCAGCGCGCAUGCUUGGUGCGAAGUGGCUGUUCCUGAGCUGGGCCCGGAAAAUGAGACGAAGGAAGAGAACUACCCUGCAGGCUUACUCCGCGCUAAUUACGUGGUGGACCUGAUGGUGAAUCCGGGGCGUCUCCUGCCGCUAGGGGGCGAGGACGCGAGACGUGUGUGCGGGUGUGAUCCCUCGCAACCCAGUUAUACGUCGCGCGGGGCUACGGGAUGCUUCUGCAAGCCGGAGACGCUAAAAACUUCGUAACAAAAAUGUUAACGGAAAACACCACACCAGCUCGGAAAGACUUACUUUGCACUUCAAAAACGGAUAGUAAAGUUACACUUUGCUAUCAGUAAUUCACAUGUGAGGCAAAGUAAUCAAAUGCAAAUUUUGAGUUGUUUUCCUAUGUUUGCUGGCAGAAUUGACUUUUAAAUGAUGAUUCUGGAUGAUAAAUAUUUAAUAACAUUCAUUUGGAUUUGAUUUGGUUUAAUUUUGUUUGAUAUUUUACAUUUAAUAUUUGCUUCGGGUUGGUGUGGUGAAAAAUUUUGUGUUUCACUCGGGGGCAAAUUUUGUUUAACCCUCGUGCUUUGAAACCCUCGCAACGCUCAAGAUUCCAUUUUCGAAAAACUCGCUACGCUCGUGGUUCAAUUUUGGAAUCUCUCGCUUGCUCGGGUAUCAAUAUUAGCAUGAGCGGUUAAACAACUACUUUGCCCCAUUCUAAAACAAAUAACUAUUAUGUAAGUGAAUGUCCCAAAAUUAUGCGUGCUGGGUAGGCUAUUUGUUCGUUCCACUCGCUGUGGAGGUGGUACUCGGAGGCACAUUCCUGCCUGAGGUCGGUAGUCGGUUGCAAGAGAGGGGACUUGAUCCCCGCUCCGGGUCAUUCCUGGUGCGGUGCAAAGGUAUAGGUACAACGCAAUUCAACGCGGAAACGCUGCGAGCGUAUUGGGUACUUUUGCACCGGGAAUGAUUCGCGGUGGGUUAAUUAUUUUAUUUAACUAGAAAGUUUUUGGGUGUUUUCAUGCAUGUUCUAAUUUGUUUUUAAGUAACUUGUUUAAGUUUUGUUUUUCUUUAUUGUAGUGUAUUCGUCUUAUGUAA